GUGCCAUUCUGCUGCUUCCCCAGCUGGGUAACAGGGGCUGGGAGAGGGCAGAAAUCUUUCCUUCAACUCUAGAAGCUGAGCCCUGUACCCAAAAAGAUGUACUGGCAGCUUUCCUUUGGUGCCUGUAGCAAGGAAACACAAUUGUCUGUUACAGUGGGAACAACAAAGGUGACACAUUUCCUACUUCUUUUUAAUGAGGAUAAGCGACCUUUAACCGCUCUUAUCAGCUUAACCCUGACAAGUUGUGCAAAUGAACAUGCUGAUUCGUGUUCUGACUCAUCCCCACCCAACUCUGGUGUUUACUUCAGAGUGUAUUUCUUCCUUCAACACAGCAUCCAGUGGACUGUAUUUCCUGUAGAGAAAAAGGAGUAACCCUCAAUUUAGAAGAGAAAAAUGAAGCCAAUGUGGAACUCAACCAGGAAGGAUUCCCCUUGAGGAGACAUUUCUUUUGAUGCCCUUGCUCUCAGCGCUGGGAGUUGAAGCCUGCACUGCAAUGUGGUGGUUUCAGCAAGGCCUCUCCAUCUUGCCUGCAGCUUUGGUUGUUUGGUCAGCUGCAUCUUUUGUCUUUUCAUACAUCACUGCAACCAUCCUGCACCACGUUGACCCUCUGGUGCCCUACAUCAGUGACACAGGGACAACACCCCCUGAAAGAUGCUUAUUUGGGAUCAUGUUAAAUGUCUCGACUUUCUUGGGAGUGGCCACCAUGUACGUCCGCUACAAACAGGUUGAUGCCUUGAAUCCAGAGAAACCCAAUGUCAUCAAGCUGAACAAGCUGGGCCUCACGCUGGGACUCAUGAGCUGUUUUGGACUUUGCAUUAUUGCAAACUUCCAGAAAUGCAUCCUGUACUACAUCCAUGUGGUUGGAGCCUGCCUGACCUUCGGAGUAGGGGCCAUUUAUAUGCUGGUCCAGACUGUCCUGUCCUACCUGAUGCAGCCAGAACUUCACAGCAAAGACAUCUUCUGGAUCCGCCUGAGCGUCUUGCUCUGGUGCUGCUCCAGCAUCCUGAGCAUGUUUGUUUCCUCAGUUGUCUUGUACAGCGGCCUGUACGGAACAAACCUCGUGCAGAAACUGCACUGGGACCCACAGGAGAAGGGUCAAGAAGAGCUUCUAACUGAUGGGAUCUUCCCCCUCUUACCCAGGGCUACACAGCUCAUCUCAUCAGCACCAUCUCAGAGUGGUCCUUGGCGUUCUCCUUCCUCAGCUUCUUCCUCACCUACAUCCGUGACUUCCAGUUUGCAGGGACAGACCCUUUACGACACCCCCCUGAUCUUUGGCAGCGAGGAGCAGACGCUGCUGGUGGCAGGGAGCAUCUGAUGAAGGCAAAGGGAACGUGUCCUCAGCAUCACUCAGGAACUCAGGAGCAAUAAUGGUCCAUAUUUCUAACCAUUUUAUAUUCAAAAUGAAGUGAUUGUGUUGUACUUGACCUGAAGGGCUUUGCCAUUAACCUGCACAGCAAUGCAAAUGUCAGUAUUGUCAACAAGCCUGACACAUUUCUGCACAUGCCACUGUCACACAUGAAUUAAAUGAAGGUCGUUAAUGAGUUGUGUCUCUCAGGGGCCUCUUUCAACUUUGCACUGACGUUGUUCCAAGACUGAGACUCGGCAAGAACUAUGACCAGCACCCUGGAUAGAGAGAGAAAGGUGCUUUGUUUUGCUUCAGCAAGUCAGGAUUCAACAUCAUGGUUUAAAGAAAAAUACUCUUCCUCCACAGCUGAACCUCAACGUUCCACAGCUGGCAGAGGCCUUAUAAAAGCUCAACAAGAAUAACAAGAGACACAUAUGCAGGUAACAGUCAGCAAGAGCUUCUACUGCUUCUGUCUUUGCAUCUCUAAGAGGUUUUGUAUACAUUGUUAUUGCCUCAAGUCUAAUUCCCAGGUCAUUUCAAUAGCAUUUAUUCAACACCAACCAUUGACUUUUUAUGACAGUUCUCAGGAAUUCACAGAAGUUCUCAUGCACAGCAGGAAAAUGAAGGAAAAAGAAAUGUCUUUGUACAGCUGGGAGCUGCAAUUUACAUCCUGCUUCUAAGAGACAGGCCAUCAACUCCAAAGUGGGAAUGUUUAUUAGUUUGGAUUAAUACAGAAACCCCUCAAUUGAAAAUACAGGGACACAUUAAUAAAAAAGCCUCUCUGCAUCCUCUGAGAUAUUUCUAUAUAUUUAUACAUAUCUAUAAUGUCACAAAAGCAGGAUUUGACGGUCCAAGUCUUUUAUUUCUGGUGUUUAACAAGAAACCCUUCGUACUUCUCUAAAUUACACAAACCCUGUGAGUUUCCUUUGGAUCUUCCAUCUCCCAGAAAUACCUGUGUGUGUCUGAGGAAGGGAUUUCUUCCUGAAGUCACUGAGCCACAGCUGAACAGGAGGCAGAGCCCCAGCACCUCAGCUCUGCUGCAUCCUCCGGCGCAUCUCUUCCAGCGCCGCUUCGCGCUCCCUCAACAGCUGCUUCAGGCGUUUGAUCUUUUCAUCCCGGAUCGUUUCAUCCAGGUCUGGGGGAGUCAAAGGGAAAGUAUCAUCCCUGAAAGAACCUUCCAGAAAUGAAGAGUUAUCUUCAGAAGACACUAAAACAGGGAUGUCUGAGUCUGUCAGGUCACUGGAUUGGGAGUAGGGGUCUUGCUCAGAGGCCUGCCCCAGAGGCGACGCCGCGCAGUCUGUGGGAAUGUUGUGCUGUGGUGACAGGGCUGGGGGGGGUGAGACACUUCUGCUGGCUACACUGCAGCUGGAGCUGCUGUCUUCUGAACUUGGGCUUGGGGUUGAUUGGACUGAAGUUCUCCUUCUCUUUCCACUGUGUGACUGUGAGGAGGAUUUUACUCUUCUUUUCUUAGUCAAAUCCUCUUCCAGACCCACAAUCAUCUGUACGGCCAAGAAACACACAAGACAAACUCCUGUUAAACUCAGCAGCACUCUACAUGACAACACCACAGUUCCCCAAGCAAAAGUGACAAGUUCUUUGUUGCAGGCUUCUUAGGAUCCCUACAUGGCAGCUGUUUCUUUUAGCAAUUGGAGCAAACAGACAAUUCCAGGACAUUUAAUUCCUUCCUGGGUCAACAGGGUGCUCCUGCCUGUCCUGCUCACACCUAGCAUCUCCUGCUGCUGCCCAGGCUCUUUAGUAGUGCCAGACACACAAAUUUCUGCUUGACAGGAAAAAUCAAAAGGUACAAGAACUCUUUGUGCUUCUUCCAUUUCCAAAAAGCUCCAACAUGAGCAACAGGGUCCGUUGCAAGUCUGGAUUCCUCCCAGCUGAUUCCUUAUUGAACUGUUGCGAGUAGUUGGACUCGAUCUUAAAGGUCUUUUCCAACUGUAAUGAUUCUACAUCCCUUCCCAAGAGCAGCCAGUAGUUCUGCUCAAGGCAGGGCUCUUAUCCAGAACUAUUAAAACCUGGGAAAGCCUUUGACUGGGUAAAGUAGAAUCAUACAGAAGAAAAUGUAGAGUGCUACAGGUGACCAGAAGCACUUUGGAAGGGUGGAAUGAUGGGAACGUGUUAAGUUCCCACAGCGAGGGAACCUUUCCAGAGCACCUCAGGAAGUUCCUAGUUACUGACAAAGGACCAACCUGAGAAAAGAACAUUUGCAACUGUAAAGUUCAGACAGCUGACAGGUAAGUUUCCAUAAACCCAGCAGUGACUAAGUGGAUGCCUCUCUCUGGAAGCUGACCUAGCGAUGGAAGCGACUGAAGUGCAGCGACAGCACGUGACUGACUCCACACUGCGGGGUAAAGCCUCACGAGAAAUUAUUCUUCUUACUCUGCUUGUGUCUGUUGCACUACUGGAUAAACAGAAUUGUUUGCAGAAGACUAAAUCUAAAGCAGGAUACAGAGGAGUGGUUUGCAUGCCAUGGACUGUCCCUUUGACUGUUCAGCCACUACUGAGGGUCCAGGCCUUUCAAAGCAUCUGUUCUUCACAUUUCCUCCAAUGGAACCCAGAAAAGAACACAAAAAACUCUCCUCUGUUACUCAAGCCAUCCUGACAUCACACAGCUCUGCUGGGGGACACAAACAACCCCUAGGAACCCUCCUCACAGGGAGCAUAACUUCAUUCAGCAUGACUGACUUGCCAUGCUGAAUCCAGACGUGGGAGGGCCCAAAUCACACCGAGCUCUGGACCAACCACACAUCUGCUGCUCUCUCAGCGUGCUGCACAACACAUUUUAGCACUGAAAAAAUGUCAAGGUACCUUUUCCUCCUUAAUACACUCCUGAUGUUGAUUUGGUAUCUCCACAUCUAAUGGUGAACUGUAAGAAUCAUUCUUCCUUUUCAAGCUGUUACUGGAACAAACCCUUUCUUCUGCUUUCUCAACAGAGGCCUUUGAUGGUAUUCUCCUAAGGUACACUCUCUCCUCCUUAGACAGACCAAAUUUCUUCCUUAACUCCAAGUAUUGUUUCCAAUGUGGCUUCUCUUCCUGUCUGAUUUGAACUUUUCCAGGUGAAUUCAUCGUUUCACAUUGGAUCUGAAAUACAGAAACAGUGAGAGCACCAUCAAUCUCUCUCUCUCCCUUUCCCUCUCCAUACAGCCAAACUGUGUGUUCACACAGAGAUGCACAUUUGUUUUGUCUCCCAUUCUCCAAGAGUCACAUUUCACACAAGUGAGCCAACCUGGAGAUGUUCUACACCUAUCCUCCUAGGUCUAACACUUCAGUUACUGCAAAGCCCAGGGACGUUGUGGAGCACCCAGGAAAUGCACAGGCCAACUAGCAAACCACAGAAGGAAAGGAAACAACAUGGCAACGGCCUGUUCUAAAGCUUCCAAGUAACAUGAGAAGGUGACCAAUGAUCAGAUGGUGUGUUUACAGCAUCCCUUUCAGACUGCUGAAUGCAUUUCCUGCGUGCACUGUGGCUGGUGACACUAAUGAAGCACUAUGAGCCACCUCAGAUCUCAAACCUCACUGUAACUGAGCUGUGUCUGAUCUUCAGUCUCACUUGAGGAGAUCUGAAAAUCCAGGGGGUUCCAAACUGAUGGACUAAGAGCAGCAAACAUUGGGUGUGCUGUUCUCCACAGAGGUCAAAGCAAAUGAGAAUACAUCACACAGCACUGAAGGGGAAAAAAGAGUCUAUUUUAACCAUUCUUCAGGUGAGGAACAAUCAAAAGAGAUGCUCUGUGGUCUGCUGCAAUGGCUGAGUGUCUACACACACUUAGCUGAUGUUUCUCUUCUGCCUGGUCAACACAACCAAGUGUAAACUAGCUUCAGAAUGAUGGGCUUUUUAUCUGGAGGCAAAUUCAUUCUGGCCUCUUGAGCAACUGCAAAUUUGAUCUACCAUCUCUCAUGGGCAGAGUUUGGGGGAUUUUAGGCAACGGGCUUCUUACAUAUUUCCAAUGUUCUGGUCUUAAAAGAAUAUGUAGGUCCAGCCUGGAGGAGGAAAGCCAUUCAAGAUAUCAGGAGCUUCUUCUGCCUGACAUGAAACCAUGAGUCAAAGGAGGUGGAUCCCUCCAUCAUAGCACCAGAGGAAGGAAAUGCAGCUCCUGCCUUUGGCUGGCUGGGCUGGCAGAGAUAUGCUGACUUAUUGCAACAUCAGAAUUUGUCUCUGGAUGACAAACCCUGCUCCUCCACCUUGUUCUCCUCUUGUGUAGCUGCUUCUCCAGCUUACAUCACACAACAGUCAAUGGCUGUGCUGGGAGAAGGUGGCAUCAACACCAUCAGAAUGCAGCUAUCUUCCUGAGCUCAGAGAACAAAUGACUUCCCUACAGUCCCAGUCGUUACCAGCAAUUUAUCCUGGGAGGAAAUAAAAAGUCAUCUUUUCCCUGUC
This is a messenger RNA of Colius striatus (speckled mousebird), 5729 nucleotides long. RefSeq names its product DNA damage regulated autophagy modulator 2 (gene DRAM2). Gene Ontology annotation, cellular component: lysosome. Gene Ontology annotation, biological process: photoreceptor cell maintenance; regulation of autophagy. The transcript has 9 exons. The coding region runs from base 452 to 1315 and encodes 287 amino acids. The record is from RefSeq and is a predicted model, not a curated record. Lineage: Eukaryota; Metazoa; Chordata; Aves; Coliiformes; Coliidae.